CCCCACCUUGCGCCUGCGCACAUCUCUUCAAGCCAGAAGGUCGCGCUUGGAGGAAGUGUCGGCUUCAGGUCCCGUGGCCGUAGCGCCGUUACUACUUCUGUGAAGCUCCUCUCGGCCGCUUGCCGAGACACCCCGCAGCCAAGAUGCCUCGAAUUAUGAUCAAGGGGGGCGUGUGGAGGAAUACCGAGGAUGAAAUUCUGAAAGCAGCAGUAAUGAAAUAUGGAAAAAACCAGUGGUCUAGGAUUGCCUCACUGCUGCAUAGAAAAUCAGCAAAGCAGUGCAAAGCCAGAUGGUAUGAGUGGCUAGAUCCAAGCAUUAAGAAAACAGAAUGGUCCCGAGAAGAAGAGGAAAAACUAUUGCACUUGGCCAAGUUGAUGCCAACUCAGUGGAGGACCAUUGCGCCAAUCAUUGGAAGAACAGCUGCCCAGUGCUUGGAACACUAUGAAUUUCUUUUGGAUAAAGCUGCACAAAGAGACAAUGAAGAGGAAACGACAGAUGAUCCACGAAAACUUAAACCUGGGGAAAUAGAUCCAAAUCCAGAAACAAAACCAGCACGGCCUGAUCCGAUUGAUAUGGAUGAGGAUGAACUUGAGAUGCUUUCUGAAGCUAGAGCCCGCUUGGCAAAUACUCAGGGAAAGAAAGCCAAGAGGAAAGCAAGAGAGAAACAGUUGGAAGAAGCAAGGCGUCUUGCAGCCCUCCAGAAGAGAAGAGAACUUAGAGCAGCUGGCAUAGAAAUUCAGAAGAAGAGAAAAAAGAAGAGAGGAGUUGAUUAUAAUGCUGAAAUCCCAUUUGAAAAAAAGCCUGCUCUUGGUUUCUAUGAUACUUCUGAGGAAAACUACCAGGCUCUUGAUGCAGAUUUCAGAAAAUUAAGACAACAAGAUCUUGAUGGGGAACUAAGAUCGGAAAAAGAAGGAAGAGACAGAAAAAAAGACAAGCAGCAUUUAAAAAGGAAAAAAGAAUCUGAUUUACCAUCAGCUAUUCUUCAGACUAGUGGUGUUUCUGAAUUUACUAAAAAAAGAAGCAAACUAGUACUCCCUGCCCCUCAGAUUUCAGAUGCAGAACUCCAGGAGGUUGUAAAAGUAGGCCAAGCAAGUGAAAUUGCACGUCAGACCGCUGAGGAAUCUGGCAUAACAAACUCUGCCUCCAGUACGCUUUUGUCUGAGUACAAUGUCACCAACAACAGCAUCGCUCUUAGAACACCUCGUACACCGGCUUCCCAGGACAGAAUUCUGCAGGAAGCUCAGAACCUCAUGGCCCUGACCAAUGUGGACACCCCAUUGAAAGGUGGACUUAAUACCCCUUUGCAUGAGAGUGACUUCUCAGGUGUGACUCCACAGCGGCAGGUUGUACAGACUCCAAACACAGUUCUUUCUACCCCAUUCAGGACUCCUUCUCAUGGAUCUGAAGGGUUGACUCCCCGCAGUGGGACAACUCCCAAACCAGUUAUUAACUCCACCCCGGGUAGAACUCCUCUUCGAGACAAGUUAAACAUUAAUCCCGAGGAUGGAAUGGCAGACUACAGUGAUCCCUCUUAUGUGAAGCAGAUGGAAAGAGAAUCUCGUGAGCAUCUCCGUUUAGGAUUGUUGGGCCUCCCUGCCCCUAAGAAUGACUUUGAGAUUGUUCUGCCAGAAAAUGCUGAGAAGGAGCUGGAAGACCGUGAAAUAGAUGAUACUUACAUUGAAGAUGCUGCUGAUGUGGAUGCACGAAAGCAGGCUAUACGAGAGGCAGAGCGUGUAAAGGAAAUGAAGCGAAUGCACAAAGCUGUCCAGAAAGAUCUGCCAAGACCAUCAGAAGUAAAUGAAACUAUUCUAAGACCCUUAAAUGUAGAACCACCUCUAACAGAUUUACAAAAAAGUGAAGAACUAAUCAAAAAAGAAAUGAUCACAAUGCUUCAUUAUGACCUUCUACAUCACCCUUAUGAACCAUCUGGAAAUAAAAAAGGAAAAACUGUAGGAUUUGGUACUAAUAAUUCAGAGCACAUUGCCUAUCUGGAACAUAACCCUUAUGAAAAAUUCUCCAAAGAAGAGCUGAAAAAGGCCCAGGAUGUUUUGGUACAGGAGAUGGAAGUGGUGAAACAAGGUAUGAGCCACGGAGAACUCUCAAGUGAAGCUUAUAACCAGGUGUGGGAAGAAUGCUACAGUCAAGUUUUGUAUCUUCCUGGGCAGAGCCGCUACACACGGGCCAACUUAGCUAGCAAAAAGGACAGAAUCGAGUCACUUGAAAAGAGGCUUGAGAUAAACAGGGGUCACAUGACAACGGAAGCCAAGAGAGCUGCAAAGAUGGAAAAGAAGAUGAAAAUUUUGCUUGGGGGUUACCAGUCUCGUGCUAUGGGGCUUAUGAAACAGUUGAAUGACUUAUGGGACCAAAUCGAGCAGGCUUACUUGGAGUUACGCACUUUUGAAGAACUCAAGAAACACGAAGAUUCUGCUAUUCCCCGGAGGCUAGAGUGUCUAAAAGAAGAUGUUCAGCGACAACAGGAAAGAGAAAAAGAACUUCAGCAUAGAUAUGCUGAUCUGCUGCUGGAGAAAGAGACUUUAAAGUCCAAAUUCUGAAGCAUAGUUUAUACUCUGUCACAGGAUGAAUUAAUUGCUGGUUUUCAUACUCUGGAAGGCUGAAACUGAUGAUUAUCUUCAUUGACAAAUUUGCCCACGAUCUGUGGUUUUUCAGUUGUUUACUUUAAAUGAUAUUGAUCUUACAUAGUCUAUGUAUAAAGACUUUAACUCCACAAAAUGUUUUAGGGUUUAAAUUAUUAAGAUGAUCAUUCUUUUAGCAGUGUCAUAUUUGCAAAAAUUUUUUUAGUUUUGGCCUUUAAUUUUAAAAGCCUGGUUUUAAAGUGCUGCCUGUGAGUAAACUCUUGAAUAAAAACAAAAUAAAAAAAUUGUGAGUGUA
Molecule: messenger RNA, 2889 nt
Organism: Felis catus (domestic cat)
Lineage: Eukaryota; Metazoa; Chordata; Mammalia; Carnivora; Felidae
Gene: CDC5L
Product: cell division cycle 5 like
Exons: 16
Coding region: 144-2552 (802 amino acids)
Biological process (GO): regulation of transcription by RNA polymerase II; mRNA splicing, via spliceosome
Cellular component (GO): Prp19 complex; spliceosomal complex
Molecular function (GO): DNA-binding transcription factor activity, RNA polymerase II-specific; RNA polymerase II transcription regulatory region sequence-specific DNA binding
Source: RefSeq, a predicted model, not a curated record